AUGUCAUCCGACUACGGAUCGGACAUUGACUCCGACGUCGCAGAUGCCGUCGAUGAGAUUGUCUCGUCGCAGCAAGCUCCCCCUUCCUCCGCGCAAAUACCACGGCCUGCGCUAAAGCCACUCUAUACAAACACCGCUCCUACGCCGCCAUCAUCCCAUGACAAACCAAAUGAAAUCACUCUUCAGCAAUGGCACCAAGCUGCCUCAACGCCGCCGCCCUCGGCCUCGUCAUCGGACGCCGAGCCGUACCGCCUGACGUUUGGCAAACAUGAGGGCAAGACGCUUGCGGAGAUACCGACGUCUUAUGUUACGUGGUUGAUUAGGAAUCCGAUUUCGAGUAGACCGAUGGAAUUGAUAUAUGCGUUGGAAGAGUGGCAGGAGGAGAAGAAGAAUGGGAGGAAGGCGGCAUCGCAAGCGUCGCAAUCGCAAGCAUCGCAGGUGUCGAUGUCGUCGCAAUCGCAAGCUACAACGUCGAAGAUGCCGCUUUCCCCACCGUCGUCUCAAGCCUACCCGGCUCCUCCUCCGUCCUCGCAACCUGUGCUAUCGAGCUCGCAUGUCUCUAAAUAUACCUCUCCUCCCUCGCCUUCUCGCUCGCCGUCACCACCACCUAGCACACAACAGUCAUAUCCUCCUUCGUCACAGCCCACGGCACCUCAAGAACCGCCUGGUGCGCCCCUAUACGUCCUUCCUUUCGGCGAGUAUAAAGGCAAGACUCUGCUUGAGGUACCAGAGGACUACCUCUAUUAUCUUGGUGCGAGCGAAGACAAAUUGGCCACUUUGCCUGGUUUGUCUGAUGCGCUCGGCUUGAUGCAGAAAGGCUUGCCUCCAGUCGCUAUGGCACCCUCGGUCCCAAGUCAGGCUUCUUCGCAAGCUCUACCACCGCCAUCAUCUGCACCCUUCUCGUAUAUGGACUCUGCACCGCCUGCAUCCAGUCAAGUUUCUGUGGCCAGUCAGCAGGCGCCGCUACCACCUUCGACUGCGCCUAGCCAUUAUUCCCUCUGCAAGAACGACGUCCCGAGUAGUUCGCAACCUCCCGCACCGCAGCUCUCUGCCUCGCAACCUACCCCGCAGCCUCCCUCGUCUCAACCUCCACCCCGCAAACAACCAUACCGUUUCGACUUCGGCAAGCACGAAGGCAAAACCAUCGCCGAAGUCCCUCCCGACUACAUGGCCUUCCUGAAGAGCAAGGGUUUCACCGACACAAAUGAGACACUCGCUGCAGGAGUCGCAGAGUACGAACGCCACCACCCACCCAUCGGGACUCCGCGCAAGGGCGAAUACAGAUUCACGUUCGGCAAGCAUGAAGGAAAGACGGUGGCGGAAGUACCCUCUCAGUACAUCUGGUGGCUCAAAACCCAAACGAGUAUUCCCAAGGACAAACCUGAAUUGGGGGCCGCUAUUCGACAGUUGGAGCGGACUCAGAAGCGUACUCAGACAAAGACGCAGAAUCGGAGUCGACGGAGGGCUUGGUCACCGAUGUGCCCAUGUUGUGAUUGA
Molecule: messenger RNA, 1497 nt
Organism: Alternaria novae-zelandiae
Lineage: Eukaryota; Fungi; Ascomycota; Dothideomycetes; Pleosporales; Pleosporaceae
Exons: 1
Coding region: 1-1497 (498 amino acids)
Source: RefSeq, a predicted model, not a curated record